This is a messenger RNA of Ichthyophthirius multifiliis, 3186 nucleotides long. Its product is annotated as p-type ATPase, putative. The transcript is spliced from 14 exons. Gene Ontology annotation, biological process: phospholipid translocation. NCBI's taxonomy places the organism in Eukaryota, Ciliophora, Oligohymenophorea, Hymenostomatida. The record is from RefSeq and is a predicted model, not a curated record. Gene Ontology annotation, cellular component: plasma membrane. Gene Ontology annotation, molecular function: ATPase-coupled intramembrane lipid carrier activity; ATP binding; magnesium ion binding.
AUGAGGACUUAAAAAUAAGAAUCAAAUAAAAUUACUGUAUAUUUAAACAAUAGAUUAUAAAAUCAAUAAAAUUCAUUAUAUUUUACAAACGAAAUCCGUACAUCGAAAUACACAUGGUGGAAUUUCGCCCCAAAAUCAUUAAUUCUAUAAUUUAUGCGAGCAGCGAACCUUUAUUUUUUAUCAGCAACUAUAGUCUAAUGUAUAAAUAUAAUUUCUCCAUUAUCUCCUUUUUCAGCUAUAGGUCCUUUAGUUUUAGUUUUAUGUGUAUCUUUAUCAAGAGAAGCAAUUGAAGAUUAUAAAAGGCAUAGAAAUGAUGAUAUUGUGAAUGACUAAAUAUGUUAUGUUUUUAACAAUAAAAACUUUGUUUCUAUUAAGUGGAAAGAUAUUUAAAUUGGAGAUAUAAUAAAAAUUAAUAAUGGAUAAAUUAUACCUUCAGACAUACUAUUAAUUACUUCAAGUGAUGAGAAUGGAAUUGCGUUUGUAGAAACAUCAAAUUUAGAUGGGGAAAAUAAUUUAAAAUCAAAAUAUUCUUUAGAAUAAAUAAAUAAAUUUGGUAGAGAAUAUCCUUUAAUAGAUUUUAAAGGACAUUUAGUUUGCGAAAAACCAAAUAAUAGAGUACAUAACUUCAAAGGAAUUAUUUAUAUUGACGAAAAUUAAUCUCAUCCUUUAAUUUUAAAUAAUAACAAUAUUUUGUUAAGUGGUUGUACACUUAAAAAUACAGAAUGGGUAGUAGGAAUGGUUGUAUAUAGUGGUAUGAAUACAAAAAUAAUGUAGAAUCAAGGUUAGGUAAAAUAAAAAGUAACAGAUGUUGAAAAAAUUUUAAAUAAUAUAAUUAUUAUCACAUUUAUAAUCUAAACGAUUUUAUGUUUAAUUUCUUCUAUACUAUCAGUUAAUCACUAUUAUUUAUAUUAUGAAUCAAGUAAUGAUUAAAAAUAUAUAUUAUUUGACCCUGAAGUAUAAGGAAUUUUGAUUUAUUUCACUUAUUUUUUACUUUUAAAUUCUCUAAUUCCAAUAUCAUUAAUUAUUUCUUUAGAAGUUGUAAAAGUAAUAUAAGCUACCACAAUAGAAUUUGAUUCUGAAAUGGUUUAUUAUAAUGAAGGUAUUAAAUAUCCUAUUAAAGUAAUAAAUACAUUAAUCCAUGAAGAUUUGGGAAAAAUAGAAUAUAUUUUUACUGAUAAAACAGGAACACUUACAUGUAAUAAUAUGAUUUUUAAAUAUGCUAUUAUAGGAAGAAAUGAGCAUUCUGAUAGCGAAUUAAAAAGUCUUUUUUCAAAAAUAGAUGAAUCUGAUUAAUUUCAUAAUGGAGAAGAAUAUAAGGAAUUUUAUGAUUUUUGGUUAUGUAUUAUUUUAUGUCAUGAUGUAGUGGUAGAAGAAAAAUAAGAAAAAAUAUAAUUUUAAGGCUCUUCUCCUGAUGAAGUUUGCUUAGUUGAGGCUGCAGCUAAGUAUAAUUUUAAAUUUUUGAAAAGAACUUCAAAUUAGAUUUUUAUAAAAGUCGGAGGAGAAGUUUUGACUUAUAAGUUAUUAUAGAAAAUCGAUUUUACAAGUGAAAGAAAAAGAAUGAGUAUUAUAAUUUAGGGAAUUAAUGAUGAUAAAAUAAUAAUUUAUACAAAAGGAGCUGAUUCUUUUUUAAUGUAAAACUUAAGUAAUUUUACAAGUUAAGAAUAGAUAUAAAUAGUUUAAUAAAGUUUACAAAAAUAUUCUUAAAAAGGUUUAAGAACAUUGUGUCUUGGAAAAAAAGAAAUUCCUCAAAAAGUAUAUGAAGACUGGCUUUAAUAAUACAAUCGAAGUAUUUUUUUUGUUAUAACAAAAAUAAAGAAAUAAUAAAAGCUUGAAAAUUAAAUAGAAAAUGGAUUCGAAUUAUUAGGUGCUACAGCUGUAGAAGAUAAACUAUAAGAUGGGGUACCUUAAACAUUAUAGAAAUUACAUCAAGCUAAUAUAAAAGUGUGGAUGUUGACAGGAGAUAAAUUAGAAACAUCUGAAAAUAUUGGAUAUUUAUGUAAUUUAUUAACUAAAUAGACUAAAGUGUUUAAAAUUUAGAUAGAAAAUACUUCCCAAAUAAAAUUAAACAAUUAAAUGAAAGACAUUGAAACUGACUAAAAAAUUCUCAAUAGUAAAAAACCAUCCAAAAACUAUAGAAAAUUCGCUAUAAUAAUUCAAGGAGAUGCGAUUUCCUUCAUAUUCUCAAACUAAAACUCUAAAUAAGAAUUCCUAAAUUUAAUCCAAGAAUGUCAUACGGUAAUAUGCUGUAGAUCUACCCCAACAUAAAAAGCCUUAAUAGUUAAAUUCAUUAAAAUAAACCUAAGAAAAACUGUUCUAGCAAUUGGAGAUGGUGGAAAUGAUGUUAAUAUGAUACAAGAAGCUGAUAUAGGAGUAGGAAUAAUAGGAAAAGAAGGAAAUUAAGCAGCUUUAAGUAGUGAUUAUUAUUUCGGUUAAUUCCGUUUUUUAUAGCGUCUUUUAUUUGUACAUGGUAGAUGGAAUUUAUUAAGGACAUCAUAUUUCUUGAACUAUUUUAUAUUUAAAAACAUUGUUUUUACCCUCUAGUAGUUUUUUUUUGGCUUUUAUUCAGGCUUUUCCGGCUAAACCUUCUGGGAAGAUGGUUAUUUAUUAAACUUUAAUAGCAUAAUAACGGCCAUAGCCCCUGUAUACUUCGCUUCAUUUGAGUAAGAUGUUAAUUCUUACGAAUCUGAACACAUUUAAGGCCUAUUACCUAAAUUAUACAAACGCCAAAAAACUAAAAAAGCCUUUUCUUAUAAAACAUUUUUAGUUUGGUUUUCUAUGGGAGUAGUUUUAUCGGUCUUCACUUUUUUUUUUGUUCUAUAUUCCUACUAAAACUUCUCUAUAAACAUAAACGGGAAAAACGAUGGUAUUUGGUAGCUUUCUAUUUCAUGUUUUUUCUGCACAGUAGGUGUAGUUUGGGCUGUUAAUUUUUUAGAUACGAAAUAUUGGACUCCAUUGACUUUUAUAGCCUAUAUCUUAGGCACUGUGGUCCUUUUUUUCCCUUCUUUUGCAUAUGUUUGGGAUUAAUUUGAGGGUCCUUUGUAUUGCUUCUUUAUAAAGGAAUAAUAAUUAAUAAUAUGUAAAAAACGAGUCGAUUAUAAUGCAAUCUAUUCCUUAGUUUUAAAUUUAAGGAUAGGAUUUAAAUAAGGAAAAACAACUUAAGAAAAUAAAAAAAUAAAAGUCUAGUGA